AUGUCAGCUCCAUCUGUCCCUAGCAAGCCUCAACAUUCGCGCCAUGAUACUGCGCUGAUCCACGGUCUGUCGACCUCGGAGGUUCAGGCCUUGUCCGAGGCUUGUAUUGAAGCCAAGGAGAGAGCUUACUGCCCAUACUCCAAAUUCAGAGUCGGAGCCUCUCUGCUCCUGAAAUCAGGCCAAAUUGUCCGCGGUGCAAAUGUCGAAAACGCAGCUUAUCCUGUUGGCACUUGCGCCGAACGCACUGCCCUUGGCACAGCAGUCGUGGAAGGUGCACGACGAGGAGAUAUCCGUGCUUUGGCUGUUGCUACAGAUAUCUCACCGCCAGCCAGCCCUUGCGGCAUGUGCAGACAGUACAUCAGAGAGUUCUGCGAGCCUUCGAUGCCAAUCUUGAUGUAUGACAAGGAUGGCAAGUCGACGGUGCUCACAUUGGAGCAGCUGUUGCCCAUGAGCUUCGGACCUGAGAGUUUGCCUAUGCACUGA
This is a messenger RNA of Aureobasidium melanogenum CBS 110374, 483 nucleotides long. Its product is annotated as cytidine deaminase. The transcript is spliced from 3 exons. The record is from RefSeq and is a predicted model, not a curated record. The coding region runs from base 1 to 483 and encodes 160 amino acids. Gene Ontology annotation, cellular component: cytosol. Gene Ontology annotation, molecular function: zinc ion binding; cytidine deaminase activity. NCBI's taxonomy places the organism in Eukaryota, Fungi, Ascomycota, Dothideomycetes, Dothideales, Saccotheciaceae.